This is a messenger RNA of Chroicocephalus ridibundus (black-headed gull), 6710 nucleotides long. RefSeq names its product solute carrier family 39 member 6 (gene SLC39A6). Lineage: Eukaryota; Metazoa; Chordata; Aves; Charadriiformes; Laridae. The transcript is spliced from 10 exons. Gene Ontology annotation, molecular function: monoatomic cation:bicarbonate symporter activity; zinc ion transmembrane transporter activity. The record is from RefSeq and is a predicted model, not a curated record. Gene Ontology annotation, cellular component: plasma membrane. The coding region runs from base 170 to 2323 and encodes 717 amino acids. Gene Ontology annotation, biological process: zinc ion import across plasma membrane; intracellular monoatomic cation homeostasis.
GCGCGUGGGCGGCGGGAGAAGGAGAAGUGGAAGUGUCCGGCCAGCGGCGGCAGGGCCCGUCCCAGCGGCGGGCCAGGUAAUCUCCUCCCGCCGCGGCGGGCGUGUGCGCCUCACGGGUGGGCUGGGGCCGCUGGAGCCGCCGCCGGGUGAGGCGGGGCCUGAAGCCACAAUGGAGAGUACAGUAUCGGUCACUUUCCUUGUAUCAUUUUCCAUACUACUGUGUGAAAGUUACCAUCAUGGAGUGGAGACAGCUACUGUUGCACAUACGUUAGAGAGAACUUUUCCAAAAAAGGCAGCUGGCAUUAAUACUGACUUGGCAGGAUUAAUACAGAAGUUACACCUUCAAGAACUUUUUCAUCGUUAUGGAGAAAAUAACUCUCUGUCGAUGGAAGGAUUUAGAAAACUGCUCCAGAACAUAGGUAUAGAUAAAAUGAAACGGAUUAAAAUAGACCAUGAUCAUGACCAUGAUCAUCACCAUCAUAAUCACGUUUCGUUGAGUAAAAACUCUGAGAAGACUGUUUGUCCAAACCAUGAAUCUGACGCUAACAAAGACCACAGGAACAGUCACUCAAAGGAACCUCAUAAAGUAGAAAACAUAGAACGUCAGCAGAACUUUGUACGCAGCAAGAACGCUGUUAAUGAAAUAACGACAUCUAUCAUCACCGCCCCUGCAGGUGGCCGCUCUGAAUUACAGAAUACGCAACCUGGAGAAGUCAAGCCGGUUGGUCGUUUAGGUCUGACCAGCUCUAAUGCUGUUAAUGUCACAGGUGGCAGCAAUGCAAGCUGGCUUGCUAAUAGCAAAGCAAAUGAAUCUCAUACUUCUCCAAAGGAAUCAGAAAGAGGAAGUUACCUGUAUUCUAAACUGAAACACCAAAAUACCCAAGAGUGCUCCAGUGCGUCAAAACUGAUGCAGUCGCAUGGGAUAAGCACUCAGGUAUUGUUGACUGCUACAGAAUUUAGUUACCUCUGUCCAGCUCUUAUUAAUCAGAUCGAUGGCAAAUACUGCAUAGUCCAUGCAACUAGUGAAAAAGCUGAAACUCCUCCAAAAGGUUACUCUCUGCAAAUAGCUUGGAUUGGUGGCUUUAUAUCCAUCUCCGUCAUUAGUUUUCUUUCCUUAUUGGGUGUUAUAUUGGUACCGCUGAUGAAUCGCGUAUUUUUCAAAUUUCUUCUAAGUUUCCUUGUGGCAUUGGCUGUGGGGACUUUGAGUGGAGAUGCUUUCUUACAUCUCCUUCCACAUUCUCAUGGAAACCACCACCAUCACCACGAAAAACCUCUGCUUGAACAAAACAAAGGCUCUAUGUACACACAUCUUGUUUUUCAAAGUACAGAGGAGAGUGCUUACCUCGAUUCUACAUGGAAGGGACUUACAGCACUUGGAGGCUUGUAUUUUAUGUUUCUAGUGGAGCAUUUGAUCACUUUAAUAAAGCAGUUUAAAGACAAGAAGAAAAAGAAAAAAAAUGAAGAUGAUGGAGAAAGUAAGAAGUUUUCAGCAAAUGAAGAAAAGUUAGACGCAGAUGAUCGUCCUGAGGGCUAUCUAGGGACAGACUCGCAAGAUCCAUCGCCCUUCAUUUCUCAGCAGCCAACUGUACAAGAAGAAGAAGAAGUGAUGAUAGCUCAUUCUCAUCAAGAAGAGGUCGACAAUGAAUAUGUAUCCAGGGGCUGUAGAAACAAAUGUCAUUCUCACUUACACGAUACUCUAGGGCAGACAGAUCAUCUUAGUCAUCAUCAUCAUGACUACCAUCAUAUUCUGCAUCACCACCAUCAUCAGAACCAUCAUCCCCACAGUCACAGUCAGCGCUACUCGCGUGAAGAACUGAAGGAUGCAGGGAUAGCAACUCUGGCAUGGAUGGUGAUUAUGGGAGAUGGACUGCACAAUUUUAGUGACGGCCUAGCAAUCGGAGCAGCCUUCACUGAAGGGUUAUCUAGUGGUUUAAGCACUUCCGUGGCUGUAUUUUGCCAUGAAUUACCUCAUGAGCUAGGAGAUUUCGCUGUACUUCUAAAAGCCGGUAUGACUGUCAAGCAAGCUGUGCUUUACAAUGCUCUGUCCGCUAUGCUGGCCUACCUUGGAAUGGCGACCGGGAUUCUUAUCGGUCAUUAUGCAGACAAUGUUUCCAUGUGGAUAUUUGCACUUACUGCUGGCUUGUUCAUGUACGUGGCGCUUGUGGAUAUGGUGCCUGAAAUGCUCCACAAUGAUGCCAGUGAUCAUGGAUGUAGCCGCUGGGGAUACUUCCUGUUACAGAACGCUGGGAUUCUGUUGGGUUUUGGGAUAAUGCUGCUUAUCUCCGUAUUUGAACAUAAGAUUGUAUUCAGCAUAAACCUGUAAUCCUGGUUGCCAGAAAGACAGCUUGGUGUUAAAUUAUAAGUGGUAGGUUUUUUCCUAUUCAAUUCCCUAGUGGAGAGGUACGUUUGAUAUAGACUAGAUAUUUUUAUUGGUGUGCUUUGUUGUGUCCCUCCAUCCCUUCUUCCCAGUAGAACUGGACACUGUAAGGUUUUUUUUGCAUUUAGGGUUUAGCAUUGCGUAUGGUACUGUGGAAAGUUGUACUUAGUUAAACAUGGUGAAAGUGCCAAAUCUAUUAAAGGAGUAUUGUCUGGGGGGUUGGGGGUUUUUUGUAGUAAAUUUAUGUACUGUAUGUAAUUAUAUGUAACUUUUUUUUACUUCAAUGGUUUUGUUGGUUUAAAGAAAUAAAACUACAGUGUUGGUUUUUUUUAUUUUAGCGCAAUUAAAAUCAGUGGAUACAGAGCACAGUGAGCGGUGUAAAACAAGAAAAAGACGUGUGAUGCGUAGCACAUGUUUAUAUUGGUAGGAACUACUCUUCUGCGUCCAUCUAGUUUACACAGAGUGGCAGAUGAGUCCACUCCAUCCUUUUUGCGAUGGUUCUUCUCUCAGUAGCUUGUGCUUUCUCUGUGUCUUAUUCCAGUUGGUUUCUACUUCAAACGAAUUCUUGUGAAAUUCUGUUUUAAGUGUUUGCACCAAAUGUUUUUACUUGUUUCACCCUUUCUGAUGUGAGUUGCUCUUCACCGAUUUCUCAAAAUCAGCAACAGAAGUACAGCUGUUAGAUUGUAAAAGCAUAGCUCGAGCUCUAAUAUACAUAAAUUCCAUCAAAAAGACUUUUAAAGUAGUCCUAUAUCCCACUUAUGCUGCCUGAAACGGCAAAGGUAUAUUAAAGUCUGUUUGGUAUCAAGGCAAGGCGUGUUACAGGCUGAGACAAACAGUCACUUGCUACAACAAUUUCCUUAAGUAAAGUGUUGAUUUAAUUUGGGAAAUGAGCUGAGUGGGAGAGCUGACUACUUCUAGUUCAGUCUGAUUUGCACACAAACCUGUGCUUGCAAAACAGUUGCACUCUUUGCAACAACGAAAGCUGAGAAAUCCGAAAUAGCAAAAUUUCUUUGACAGCAUUCAUAGGGAAGCAGCAUGUUAAGGCUAACUGUAAGUGUAUAUGUAAGUAUGUACUUCGAGCUUACAGUCUUAAUAAUUUAACCACUGUGAAAGUAACUGAAGGAAGGAGAAGGAUGAAAAAGACAAUGGCAAAAUAAAUAAAUUCUGCAUUUUCAGGAAUGGUGAACAUUAAACAACUUCUAUAUAAUGAGUAAGUAACAGAAUUAUGCUACCUUAACUACCUAGCUUUAAAAAAAAAUCCCAGAAAUAAACUAAUUAGAUAUUAUUUCUGAUUCAACUUUACCACUGCUUCAUGUCAGCAGCUGAAUAAAAAGCUUGAGCAAAGAGGGAGUGUUUCAUAAUACCAUGUCUGACAGGUUAAAACAGUCUGUCAGAAAGGCAAAACUACUGUAUCACCUCAGAAACAGAAGUUUGGAAUGAAUUGAGGUUUGUGGGUUUUGGGUUUUUUUUUACUAGUUAAAUGUAGAUGGCAGGAGUUUUUGCAGCUGCUGGAAUACUAGCUUUUCUUCCUCCUUCAGUCUUUCCUCAGGUUAACAAGAUUGAGCUUUGAUCUGCUUUCCACAGUGACGAAAUCCUGUUCCUUGCCUCCUCUGAAGUCCAGUAGAGAAAGGCGUAUGUCCUUCAGCUCUGCGAAUGCAUCCUGAGGGGAGCACAGAGCUGUGGUGGGGUCUUACCAGCUCCCCCAGAUCUGCAUGUGUAGGAACCUGUAUCUCUCUUCGCUUGGUGAGCAGUUGUUUGGAGAGAACGGCAGCAUUCUCUCUUGUGAGCACUCAUUUUCCUCUCCCUGAUUUACUUUCCAUCACUAGAAACUACUGCAGUGCUGGGAUUUCAUCUCUAACAAGAACACUGACAAAAUGUUGGUGGGUGCAUUCCUUCCCUUCAUCGAGCACUUUACACUUAGCGUUUCCUUUGUUAUAUGCUGUUGCAUUUUGAUGAAGCAUCUGGACUCUUGUUAGAAGCACGCCUCUGAACAAAGAGCAGAUGCAGUCUGCCAGAGGAGUUCUUCAGCUUGAGGUGCAGAAGAGUCACGCCACGGUACAACAGCCAUCUGCGGAAUUUUCAUACCAUCUCCUUGAUCAUCCAUCCUGUGCUUUUUUUUUUUUUUUUACUUUAUUACAGCAGUUGUAUUCCAGUGUUCCCAAACUUGAAUUUGUAGUAUCUGUGAGUAUGAUGAUUUUCAUAUAUAUCUACCCAUUGCUUCUAUGUCUCUGAAGAGGUGAUAACUUCUAUUUAUUUUUUUAAUUAUCUAAAUUCCUAUGACACUUCUGCCCUUACCUGUGUUGUGACUGUUUCCUGAUUCUUGUAGCUAAAACAUGGCUAACACCCAGCUGCUGAUCUUCUGGCAGGGGGGUUGGAACUAGAUGAUCUUUAAGGUCCCUUCCAACCCGAACCAUUCUGUGAUUCAUCUUUCCUUUGCUUGAAUACCAGAAUCUUUGACUCGUCGAAAGCUGUUCUGUUUCUGGUGUGUGCUUGUCACUGCUUUCUUUAGAAAAAUAGGAAGUUCAGCUCCACCCCAACACAAACACAUGCACUAAACCUGUCAAAACUGAAUUUUUCAUGCCUUGACAACUGCCUUUUCCUGUACUGACCUCCCAUCUUGGCUAUCCCAUCUCAUUCCAGAUCUCUCAAAAACGUGGCUGCUUUUCCUCUGGAGAUCUCUUCCUGAUGUUUCUCUGUUGCAGCUGAAUGUGUUGCCCUUUGGAGGGGUCUGACUUGCCCUGUCCUCUUUAAAUGAGUCUUGCCUUUGCUGGGCGUAACGAUGCUGGUCACCGCUGGAGCCCAUGUGCCUCAGUUCGUGCUCCUGAACUGCUCCUCAUGGCGAAGAUGAGUUCCUGGGCAAAAAAACGUCAGUAGGGCUUUACCCCCUCCUUCCCUCCAAACCUCUCAUCAUAGCUCUGUCCUGCUGAAAUCCAAUGUCUGAGAUGCGACCUCACUGAAUCCUAGUGGGUUUUGUAGGGCUUGGGCACUGUGUAUACCUGGGGGCUGGUAAACCACCAUAAAUUCCAUGGGCUUUAGCCUGUGGGUCUCUUCACCUUCUGUCCUGCACCCUCAGCCCUUCCACAAGUUGGGUGUGCUCCAUCUCUUUGGUCAUGGGGGAUUUUGGACUUGGAUGGGUCCCAGCUCACUUCAUUUUGAGUUUUUUACUAGUUUUUAAUAGCUGCUUGUUCAGCUGGGCUUUCCUUGUCCAGGUGGCAGGUGUGAAAUAGGCAGCAGGCGUGUUUGCCAAAGAGGUUUUUAAGAUAGAUGACUAAAUGAUGGAGAUAGGUCUACAAGUUUCAGUCAGUUCUUGGCUAGCUUUUGAUGUAAUCAACUGACAUUAAAAUAAUGUGCAUAUCAAAACAUGUUGCUAAUGUAACAACCUGAAAAAUAACUUGCCUUUAGAGCAUGUGGGCAGAAAUGGGUGGAUAAGGUAGACACAAGCGUAUCCCACCCAUUCACUGCUCUUUAAUCUUUGAUGGAGAGUUGUCUGUGAUGGACAGCUGCCCAAACUAGUAACUGAGAAAACCUGCUGUAGGUUUGUAGCAGCAAGAUGACAACGCCUUGGGUUUUUUUGUUCAGUUUGUUUUCUUAAUUUGUCAGCCUUAUAAAGUAGAAUCUGCAUCUGUUGUGAUGCGGAAUACUCCUGAUUUGGCAAACUGACGGGGCAGAGCCUCUGAGCAGCCCUUUCUUUUUACGUGUAUGUUUUUCUGCAGCCGUUUGUAAGAUGCCUGGCUAUUUCAGCUGAUAAAUGGAAGUGUGUCUGUUUCUUGUAUCCAUCUGUACCUUAAUUAAGGUACAGACCUUAAUUUUAUAUGCUGUUACAGCUGCCUUAUUUAAUGCCUGUGCUAGAUGCAGGUAAGCAGAGUAGGCAAACAAUGCUGGAAUCAAAGUUAUUUUCUUUGUAAGGUGUUCUUCUAAAGGUUCUGGCCUGAAUUUGUACGGAGAAGGUGGUGCGUGAAGUUGCUGUGUGCAGCAAGACUCAAAACAAAGGUGUGGAAGUUCUCGGGGGAGGGUUCAGGUGCCGGUACCGGGAGGGUUUCCCUGCCCCGUUGUGGCCAGGGCACCUCAGGGUGAUGCCCAAGCUCUUGUGGGGUCCCAGCUGAGUUACAUUUAUUUUAAAUACAGUCAAGGCUAAUGUGGAAUUUGCAGCAGCUCUCCUGCUGCCUGAACCGGAGACCGGCGUAAUUAAAAUUUCUGUGGAAAAAACGGGGUCAUUCUGUUUGCCACAAGCAAGAGACAAAAAGAUGUUUUAAUGUGUGUUGAAAAUACUGUUGUGGUCCAUGUAUGACCACUGUGGCUGUUACUGUAUGGCUGUGUGCUACAGAAAAUAAAC